Hyphopichia burtonii NRRL Y-1933 is the source of this 328-nucleotide messenger RNA. RefSeq lists its product as uncharacterized. Gene Ontology annotation, cellular component: COPII-coated ER to Golgi transport vesicle; Golgi membrane; endoplasmic reticulum membrane. The transcript has a single exon. Bases 8 to 289 code for a protein of 93 amino acids. Gene Ontology annotation, biological process: endoplasmic reticulum to Golgi vesicle-mediated transport. NCBI's taxonomy places the organism in Eukaryota, Fungi, Ascomycota, Pichiomycetes, Serinales, Debaryomycetaceae. The record is from RefSeq and is a predicted model, not a curated record.
CGACAGGAUGUUUGGAUUAGGAAAGUUGCUAUAUAUAAUAAUACUCAGUGUUAAUGGGAUAGCUGUGUUGAGCGAGGAUCGCUUUCUCAAUAGAAUUGGAUGGAGCACCCAGAACAAUGGGCCCAGUGGAGAACAGUACCAACAGUUUAUGACUGGAGUCAAUCAAAACGAUAAUCAAACGAUAAAAACCCGAUUAAUUAAUUUAAUUGGAGCAAUAAGAACCUUGUUGAGAGUGCCGUUAAUUGCCAUUAACGUGAUUAUCAUUUUAUAUGAACUCAUUUUAGGUUAAAACAGCAUAUAUAGUAUCUUUUUUUGUACAUUAGAAUAU